CCAACUAACUGUAACUUUGUCCACUGUAUUUUACAUUGUAUGUUCAUUUAGAGUUACUAAGCUAAUCACAAUGGCCACUGUAAUUGCCGGAGAUUCAUCUAAAAGAAAACUUCUUUCAGUGCAUGGUUUACUUGAGAGAACAAAGAUGAUGCCGAUGUCGUUGUGGAGGAGCUUGCAGAAGGUGGGAAGAGACGAUCCGAGGCGUGCUAUUUAUGCUCUCAAAGUCGGAACAGCCUUGACUCUAGUUUCACUAUUGUAUCUUUUAGAACCUCUGUUUCAAGGCAUCGGAAAAGAUGCUAUGUGGGCUGUCAUGACUGUUGUUGUUGUGUUUGAGUUCACCGCAGGUGCCACAUUCUAUAAAGGAUUUAAUAGAGCACUCGGGACUAUAUUUGCUGGUUCAUUGGCAUUUUUCAUUGAGUGUAUUGCUGCGGAAUUAGGCACUGUUUCACGUGCGAUAUUUGUAGGAGGUUCGGUUUUUUUGAUAGGUUUUGCUGCAACAUACGUGAGGUUUAUACCGCGUAUUAAAAAGAACUAUGAUUAUGGUGUAAUGAUCUUCAUUCUUACCUUCAAUUUGAUCACCGUAUCGAGCUUCAGAGAGCCGAAUGUGCUGAAGAUUGCUCGUCAAAGGUUGUACACCAUUGGAAUUGGUUGUGCUGUUUGCAUCUUCAUGAGCCUUUUCGUAUUUCCAAACUGGUCUGGUGAAGAUCUGCAUAAUUCCACAGCAGAUAAAAUCGAAGCUUUAGCAAGAUCAAUUGAAGCUUGUAUUAUGGAGUAUUUUAACGAUGACAUGAGCAAAGAAACCGCGGAGCGGAAAUCAACCAGGGAAACAAUACAAAAGGGUUAUAGAGCAGUCUUGGACUCCAAAUCUGUUGAAGAGUCCCUUGCAUCGUUUGCAAGCUGGGAACCAAGGCAUUCAAGUUAUAGAUAUCCUUGGCAACAGUAUGUAAAGCUUGGAGUUACUCUCAGACACUUUGCUUAUACUGCGGUUGCUCUGCAUGGCUGCCUAGAAUCAGAAAUCCAGACUCCACAAUCAGUUCGAUCAUUGUUCCGAGAACCAUGCUGCAGAGUAGCCGGAGAAGUGUCCAAAAUCCUCCGUGAGCUGGCUAUGAGCAUAAGGAAACGGCAACAUUGCCCACCGGACAUCCUCUCCGACAACCUCCAUGACGCUUUGCAUGCUUUGAAUUCAUCCAUCAAGUCCCAGCCUCGCCUCUUUCUCGGCACCAAAAAUGCUCAAGCCAAGUCUACCAUACUCGCAGCUCAAACCAACCAACACUCAUCGUACAGCACCACCGCCUUGCCUUCGGUGAAGACUGAUGUUUCGGCAUUGCUAGUUUUCGAUCAAAGAGAGCACCAUUCUGAGAGGAGCACAUUGAAGCCAACUCUAAGCAAGAUUGCAAUACUGAGUUUGGAAUUCUCAGAGGCUCUUCCUUUUGCUGCUUUUGCUUCUUUGCUUGUGGAGAUGGCAGUGAGGUUAGAUUUAAUCAUUGAUCAAGUGGAGAAACUGGCAAAAGAAGCACAUUUCAAGGAGUUCACAGAGAAAAAUGAUAUCAAGAUUGAUGUCAAAAUUUGUGACAGUGCAAUUGUUCUACCAACUAAUGUUGCUUGUGGUGAGUAGUAGUGUGGCAUUUGAUAGUCUUAUCAGAUAUAUAAAAUGCUGAAAAUUCAAUAGAUAAUUGAUCAAAUACACCUUUAAAAACAUGAGAAUAUUUUCCUUGUGGUUGAA
Dioscorea cayenensis subsp. rotundata (Guinea yam) is the source of this 1723-nucleotide messenger RNA. Its product is annotated as aluminum-activated malate transporter 12-like. Gene Ontology annotation, biological process: malate transport. Gene Ontology annotation, cellular component: plant-type vacuole membrane. The record is from RefSeq and is a predicted model, not a curated record. Lineage: Eukaryota; Viridiplantae; Streptophyta; Magnoliopsida; Dioscoreales; Dioscoreaceae.